AUGGGCUGCCCUUGCACAGAGCAUUUCUUCCUCAUCUUCUUUUCACUGAUCAUCAUCCUCCAAUAUGCUCCUGCAAGUGCUACUACCGCAGGCACCUCGUGCAGCACUUGCUUCUCUCGAACCAGGGCUGUUUACUAUUCCAACUCCGAACACCAAGGAACAGAAACCGGAGCAUGCGAGUACGGGGUCAUGGGAGCAACACUCUAUGGCGGGGAUGUCUCUGCAUCAGCAAAACUUUAUAGAGACGGGGUUGGUUGCGGUGCGUGCUAUCAGGUGAGAUGCACCAACAGGAGAUACUGCUCGAGAGAAGGUGUUUCUGUCGUCAUCACCGACCACGGAGCUAGCGACGGUGCAGAUUUUAUUCUCAGCAUGCAUGCGUUUGCUAACCUCGGCCAGAGCGCCUACGCCGGUACCUUGCUUGUGGCUCUUGGCGUCGUCGACGUCGAGUAUCGCCGGGUUUCUUGUAGCUAUCCAAACAAGAACAUAACCUUCAAGAUGGAUCACAGCGCAGACUUCCCCUACUACUUUGCCUUCCAAAUUUGGUUUCAGCAAGGAGACCGAGACAUAGUGGCAGUGCAGCUCUGUGAGACUGAGAGUUUAAGCUGUAAGUUGAUGGAGAGAAGCCAUGGAGCAGUAUGGGCCAUGGGAUCACCUCCAGAAGGACCACUCUCCGUCAGAAUGCUACUGAGCGGAGAAGAAGACAGAGUGGAGACGUGGUUAGUGCCGCCCAAUGACAUCCCAGAGUUUUGGAGAGCCAAUGAUGUGUACGACUCGGGGAUACAAGUGGAGUAG
Molecule: messenger RNA, 792 nt
Organism: Zingiber officinale
Lineage: Eukaryota; Viridiplantae; Streptophyta; Magnoliopsida; Zingiberales; Zingiberaceae
Product: expansin-like B1
Exons: 5
Coding region: 1-792 (263 amino acids)
Cellular component (GO): extracellular region
Source: RefSeq, a predicted model, not a curated record